UGUCGCGCCUUCCCUAUCUGUUUGGGCACCACCUGAUCAACGGACGGUCCUAGCACCACCGCCCAGCUUCGAACUUCACUGCAGUGCGUCAGCAGGCACUGCCAACAGUGACAAUUGGAAGCUUUUCCCUUUCUCGCCAAGGCCGCUUCCUCGAGACCGUCUGACCCAGCACCCAACCUUUCAGCUCGACGUCAGUGGCAGUCUCGACUAUGGGUGUCUCAAUAACCAGGUCGCACCGAUGUUGCAGCAUGCGGAAUCCCAUCGCAAGGGCGCUGCUGUUGACGCUCCUCAUGUUUGCCAUCGGCGGGAUACUCCUUCGGUCUGAUAUGGAUGUGCGGUCGGCGCUGCUCAAGACGGCCGCAUCGGCCAGGGAGGCCAUGUCACUGCAGAAACCGCUGGCUUGGGAAGGGAGGGUGGAGGCCCCGCUUGAGCAGGAUGGUAGCAACACGACAGAGGAGGCGCCGACAACACUCUCCAACUCUUCCCGCCUCAUGACCUGCGACUACGACAUGGAGCGGUUCAAGAAGUGGCGCGACCUCUACCAUCUCCAGGACACCUUCGAGUAUGCGAAGCGGUACAUCCAAGUGACUCGGCAAGACAUACCCAGGAAGUCCGUGACGAAGCUGGACCAGGACUUCCUCGUCGAUGCCGUCAAGGUGGUGGACGUGAACAAGCAAUACCAGGGCGAGCAGUGCCCGGAGCCCCUCCUGAUCCCUGUUACGAAAUCACCUCUCCCCUCGACAGCCAACGCCUCCGACUUCAUGUUCGGCGUCUCCACCACCUACAAGCGGUUUACGGACCCGCGGACGAGCCCCAUCAACGAAUGGUCUUACUGGCUCACCGAUAGCAAGGGGAACUCGAACGGCGGAAAGCUGGUGCUAAUGCUGCUAGACGCCUCGGAUGACGAGCUCGCAGACGCCCACAACAAGCUCGCUAAGAUCGGCAUUGAUGUGGACGUCUAUCGCUCCGAUCCCAGCCUGAUCAUGGCAGUUCGCUACCUGGCCCUUGCACCGCAGAUGUACAACCAUCCGGACCGCAUCAAUAAGAAAUGGCUUGUCGUCUGCGACGACGACACCUUCUUCCCCUCCUUCCACGCACUCUCGGAUAAACUCGCUGAAUACGACCAUGAAUACCCCAUGUACAUCGGCACCUUCUCGGAGGACGUUAACAACAUCCAACGCCACGGCUCCCAAGCAUUUGGCGGUGCCGGCGUGUUCCUGAGCGUCCCCAUGGCCAAGAUCAUCACCGAGAGGUACGAGACGUGCAAGACGGAGGAAAAGAUCCAAGAGGCCAACACCGGCUGGGGUCCGCAGGGGGACAUCCUCCUACGAAAGUGCAUCUACGAAAACUCGGAGGUGAAGCUCACCCUGCUCAAUGACCUGUGGCAACUCGACUUGUUCGGUGAUCCCUCGGGCUUCUACGAGUCAGGCAUCAAGCCACUGUCAUUGCACCACUACCGCGGCGGCAUCUGGCACAUCGCGCACCCUUGGCACUACACGAAGGUGGCGCACGUCUGCGGCGAGGACUGCACGCUGCAACGCUUCCAGACCGCUGAUAAUUUCAUCAUCUCCAACGGUUUCAGCGUCGCCUACUACCCCAAUGGUAUUGACUUCGACCUGGGGCAGUUCGAGGCGACCUUCCACCCUGCGCCCGAGAACAAAGGGUGGAAUCUUGACUUCAGGAUGGGGCCCCAGCGACCGUCACUGCACAAGACGGGACGGAAGAUUUCGUGGGAUCUCCAGGACGCCACCGUGAACGAGGACGGUAGCGUGAGCCAGAUCUAUGUGUGUAAGCACGACGACUGGAGGUGGAAGAACCCUGAUGGCACACCCAUGAUCGACCUGGAUGGCAUCAUCGAACUGGUGUGGCUGCCGGAGAACUGAUCCAGGAAGAUUGGUCUCCUUCGUUUUGCUUCUUAAUCAAGGCUUCGGGUCGGGUUCUCUCAAGUCGAUGGGUCAUUGCUUUUUGUUUCGCUUUCGGGGUUGCCUGGCGAAGCGGCCAGGGGUGAGGGAGUUCUGCGGACAUUCAUAUAGAUGGCGUUCUACCUAUUUAUUUUUGGUCAUGAUCAUGGCAGUUAACGGCGCUGCGGGAAUGCUCGAGCGGGCGGAGGUAGUUGUGUUGAACUAUGUUAGCACUAUGCAAUUCAAUGUCUAUCACUAGACGGACAAGCUGGCGUCCUGCCCAUG
Chaetomium strumarium is the source of this 2186-nucleotide messenger RNA. Its product is annotated as glycosyltransferase family 31 protein. The record is from RefSeq and is a predicted model, not a curated record. Gene Ontology annotation, molecular function: acetylglucosaminyltransferase activity. NCBI's taxonomy places the organism in Eukaryota, Fungi, Ascomycota, Sordariomycetes, Sordariales, Chaetomiaceae. The coding region runs from base 210 to 1883 and encodes 557 amino acids. The transcript has a single exon. Gene Ontology annotation, cellular component: membrane.